Cheilinus undulatus (humphead wrasse) is the source of this 1805-nucleotide messenger RNA. Its product is annotated as mitochondrial uncoupling protein 2-like. Gene Ontology annotation, molecular function: oxidative phosphorylation uncoupler activity. Gene Ontology annotation, cellular component: mitochondrial membrane. The coding region runs from base 308 to 1237 and encodes 309 amino acids. Gene Ontology annotation, biological process: mitochondrial transmembrane transport; adaptive thermogenesis; response to cold. The transcript is spliced from 8 exons. NCBI's taxonomy places the organism in Eukaryota, Metazoa, Chordata, Actinopteri, Labriformes, Labridae. The record is from RefSeq and is a predicted model, not a curated record.
GUGUGCACAUGUGCAAAAGGUGCCUAUAAAUUGCGCGACAUGUUCAGCAGGGAACAGAAAGCAAACAGCAUGAGAGAAGGACACUGAAGGGACUCAUUUACAUUAAGGAUUGUAUAUUUCUCACACUUUGCUGGAUUCUAACUUUCCUGAAGGACUUUUAGUGAGUGGUGGUAUGCUUGCUGGUUUAAAUCCCACUGAGUUUAUGGCCCAAAGCAUUUCCACGACAGAACCACUUCCACAGACAAGUGUACUUCUGGAGAAAACCUGAAGAUUUCUCAUCGCUCUUGCUAACAGCACAGACAUAGAAAUGGUUGGCAUGAAGCCCGCAGACGUGGUGCCCUCUGGAGCAGUUAAGUUCUUCGGAGCGGGAACAGCAGCCUGCAUUGCUGACCUUGUCACCUUUCCACUGGAUACCGCCAAAGUCAGACUACAGAUUCAAGGGGAGUCUCACACUGCAGAAGGUGUCAAAGCCAUGAAAUAUCGAGGAGUGUUUGGCACCAUCACCACCAUGGUGCGCACAGAGGGGCCCAGGAGUCUCUACAAUGGACUGGUGGCAGGCCUCCAGAGACAGAUGAGCUUCGCUUCCGUCCGAAUUGGCCUUUACGACUCUAUGAAGCAGUUCUACACACGAGGCACUGAGAGUGCUGGGAUUGUUACUCGCCUCCUGGCGGGCUGCACCACAGGAGCAAUGGCGGUGGCUUUCGCACAACCGACGGAUGUGGUGAAGGUACGAUUCCAAGCUCAGGUACGGCUGGGGGACAGUGGGAGGAGAUACAACAGCACCCUGGAGGCGUACAAGACAAUCGCCCGAGACGAGGGAGUACGUGGACUUUGGAAAGGUUGUAUGCCUAACAUCACCCGUAACGCCAUCGUAAACUGUGCAGAGCUGGUGACCUAUGACAUAAUCAAGGAACUCAUCCUGAAGUAUGACCUAAUGACGGACAACCUGCCAUGCCACUUCACAGCUGCCUUCAGUGCCGGCUUCUGCACAACAGUCGUUGCUUCUCCAGUGGACGUAGUUAAAACGCGGUUCAUGAAUUCAGGCGCCGGGCAGUACAGCAGUGCCAUCAACUGUGCUCUCACGAUGCUGAGAAAUGAAGGACCCACAGCCUUCUAUAAAGGAUUCAUGCCAUCUUUCCUACGACUGGGCUCCUGGAACAUUGUGAUGUUUGUGACGUAUGAACAAAUUAAAAGAGGAGUGACACGAGCACAGCAGUACUGGGAGUCACCGUUUUGACCUUGUUGAUUGUUGGACAAGACAAAAAUGCAAAGAGCAAUAAUCUAAACGUGUACAAAUGACCAGCAGAGACUCACAGGAAGAGACCUGCAGGUUCUGGCAUGAAGCUUAUCUUCAUAGAGAUUUAAGGACUCUAACAUAAAGAGACAUUUUAUGCACUGUAAUGGUGAACGCCUCCAUUACAAAUAUUCUUUUUCAGGUGUAAAAGACGGACAUAAAAGGGUUAUUCCAGAAGGUUUGUUUUAAAUGUUAACUUACAUACAUACUUAAACCUCUGUUAGUAGCUUUGUUUAUGAAUUUUUUUUUAUGUUUACAAGAAUAUACUGUGAGACUACGUGAAUGAUGUUGUGUUAGGGGAAAUGCACUAGUCAGACUGAGUCUGGCAACAGAGACCUAAACUGUGAUCAUGUCUAUGUUCCUUAAGUGUCUUCCUGCAUUGUGAGUCACGUGAAGUAUUUAUUGUAACCAGGUUGUAGAGUUUAAUUGUAAAUAGCAUGAUUUAUUGCUGGACAAUAAGUCAUAAAUAUAUCAUGCACAGAAUUAAAAUAUCACCAGAAUGGAAACAUAA